AAAACCAUCACUUUGUCUACCAACUGUCUAUCAAACGACUAUAACUGUUACUUCUUUAUAAACACCAGCACAGCAUAUUUUGGUUACGUUGCUUUGACAAGAUUCAUUCUACUUUCCACAUUUGUUUAAUUGGUGAACUACAGUCACGUUAUUGUUUGCAAUGUCAGCGGGUGUUACAGUAGCGAAUGAAUGCGUAGAAGAAUUUGAACGGCUGAAAAUGAAAAAGGCAUAUCAUUACAUUACAUUCAAGCUAGACAAUGAGAUGACACACAUUGUGGUGGACAAGACACUCAAAAGCAACAUUUGUGAUUCAGACGUUGCUAACAAACGAUUCCUCCAGGAAUUAGUAGAAGUGGGUGAUUGUCGAUACGCGGUUUUUAAUGCUCAGUGGCAAGACCAGCUCACAAUCAAGAAUAAAAUAGUAUUCUUUGCUUGGUCACCAGAAGACAGCCCUGCACGUCACAAGAUGGUAUACACUGCAAGCAAAGACCAUUUAAAGAAGGCGCUAUCAAUCGUUUUAGAAUUACAGGGAACAACCAUUAAUGAAUUCGAUUUUAAAGAAGUAAUGGCCAGGAUCAUGCAAGGCAAAUAAAUUGGAAAUUACAAUUUUAUAAUUAACACUUAUUACAGAUUUGACUUAUCUUUCGCAGACCCUUUUUUAUACUUUGGGCAUAGGAAAUAACAACUUUUGUCUUUAGAGAAGUUUAAAGGUAGAUAAGUUAUAAUUUGAGAUAAGUAAAUAAAGAUACAGAAAAAAAUUUAAAAUCAGGAUCAAUAUUCCUACUCUAAUUCCAUACUGUUUCUUUACAAUUUUGAAAUUAUAUGUGUUUUGAAAGGACGGUUUAUAAUUCCAUUUAUCCCUUGUAGAUACACAAUGUAUAUUGUUGUAAAAUUCUUCUAAAAUCUCUUCAUACGAAUUUUACCAUACGUUUUUUUUGUAAAUCUUUGGCAGAAUCAGUAAAAUCUUUUAUCACGUUGAGACAAGUUAUUUAAAUUACACACACACAACUUGAAUAAUGAAUACUACAGAUACGCAUUAUACCUAUACAUUUUCAUAAGGGACCAACUGGCUGCCUUAGAGGGGCCCACUCCAGUUCUGCUCUCUGUGUAAGCCUAGGUAAUCAACCAAUGUUGUCCAAAAAAAGGGGGGACUGGCCGCUGAAAAACCCUCUUAAUCAGCCUCUGUACUUGAUCUAUGACGUUCAUCUACUCCCCUUCUGAUAAAUAAAGAAUAGAAAUUGCGGUUGUUCCAGUACCACCACAUUUUGUUAAAGAAAUAACUGUGUGAACACAAGGGUAAGCAAUCAAAGCACUGGUUACCUUACCGGUAACGUUACGGAGAUACAUGCGAAAAAAACUAGAAGCAGUUUAUUAAGUUUUCAUAUCAUCCUGAUAAGCAAUUUUACGGAUUAUUUGACAUGUACGUAAAUGUGUAUAUGUAUUCUCUGUUAUGAAGAUUUUUUUAGAAAGUAAAAUGCUCUUUUGGGAUUCGAGCGUCACUGACGAGUCUUUUGUAGACGAAACGCACGUCUUACGUUAAUAUGAAAUUUUAAUCCUGCUAUCUAUGAUGAGUUCAUUUACAAAUGCAAAACAAUGACAUGAA
Mytilus trossulus (common blue mussel) is the source of this 1603-nucleotide messenger RNA. RefSeq lists its product as uncharacterized. The transcript is spliced from 5 exons. Gene Ontology annotation, biological process: actin filament depolymerization. The coding region runs from base 161 to 592 and encodes 143 amino acids. Gene Ontology annotation, molecular function: actin filament binding. Gene Ontology annotation, cellular component: cytoplasm; actin cytoskeleton. The record is from RefSeq and is a predicted model, not a curated record. Lineage: Eukaryota; Metazoa; Mollusca; Bivalvia; Mytilida; Mytilidae.